CAUGACAAAGAGGCCUGUUUGUCUUUGUUCUGCGGUGGUAUAUAAGCAACAAACGGUCGUGGUGAUCGCCAGUUUAAAGUUACCUGGUACUGAAAUGAGACAGAUCAUGGACAAGUGUCUGAAGGCGAUGCUGGUGAUGCUGCUGGCCGCGCCCUUGGCCCUGGCCUUCCCUGCUACGACAGAGGAACCACCGACCAGCGAAGAGGACGAGGGAUUUGUGUCCCUUUUAGGCCUCGUUGUCAACAACACUGAUGCCGAAAAUGGAACCGUCCGUGUGUUUCUGAACCCUGGUUAUGGUUUAUACCCUCAACAAUAUCCUUUUUCCCAGCAAGGUGGAUUUGUUAAUUUCCCCAAUAAUCCCUCUUACCAAGGAACAGGAUACUACCCUGGCAGCGGAUAUCAAGGAACAGGAUACUACCCUGGCAGCGGAUAUCAAGGAACAGGAUACUACCCUGGCAGCGGACUCUAUCCGUAUUUACAGGACUGUACAUAUUGGUGUCCACGACCGGGCUACAACGGAGAAGUCUAUUGCUGCACACAAUAGCCGUCGCCCUGCCUGGCUUUCCGAUUCUUAUCCACAUUUACGAACAAUAAUGCUAAUACUUCCUGCUGGCUGAUUUCCAAGUCAUCAUUACAGUGGUUACAUUAACCGCAAAGACUGCUAUUUGACGAAGCCUUUGCAGUUUAACUGGAAUGGUAUCCACCCAGCUGUAUCCUUAUGUGCAUAACUACAAUGGUCCAAAUCUGCAACUUUGGUUCAGAUAAUACAUUUAGCUGCUUGGAAUAUUGUUUUUUAUCCAAAUGAUUUGGUGUAUACAUUUAUCAUUUACCUUUUUCAUAUUUUGUAAUUCUAGACUGAAUAAACUCGAUAUAAAUA
This is a messenger RNA of Penaeus vannamei (Pacific white shrimp), 877 nucleotides long. RefSeq lists its product as uncharacterized. The record is from RefSeq and is a predicted model, not a curated record. NCBI's taxonomy places the organism in Eukaryota, Metazoa, Arthropoda, Malacostraca, Decapoda, Penaeidae.